AUGGUCGUCCUCGCAGCGUCGAUAUGCACCCGCGGGGGCAAGGCAGUCCUCUCGCGUCAAUUCAGAGAAAUCGCUCGUUCCAGAAUUGAAGCUCUUCUCGCAUCCUUCCCUAAGCUAGCUGACUCUGGAACACAACAUACGACCGUGGAGCAAGAUAAUGUCCGCUUUGUCUACCAGCCCCUGGAUGAGCUAUACAUCGUCCUGAUCACAAACCGCCAAUCCAAUAUUCUGCAAGAUAUCGACAGCCUUCACCUUUUCGCCCAAGUCACCACCAGUAUCUGCAAGAGCUUGGAUGAAAGAGAGAUUGUGCGCAAUGCGUUCGAAUUGCUCAGUGCGUAUGACGAGCUGGUGACGCUAGGAUACAGAGAGAAUCUAUCGCUUUCUCAGAUCAAGACAUUUUUGGAGAUGGAGAGUCACGAGGAGAGAAUUCAAGAGAUCAUCGAGCGGAACAAAGAAUUGGAGGCCAGCGAGGAGCGCAAGAGGAAGGCCAAGCAGCUGGAAAUGCAACGAAAGGAGGCCGCCCGGAGCGGUCGUUCUAUGGCGCCUCGGACUCCAUCCUACCCUGUGUAUACGCCUCCAUCCCGCCCUGCUGUGCCCGAAACAUAUGACACCUACGAGGCAGAGAAGAAGAAGACCUUCGCUAAGCCGUUACCUGUCCGUGGCAAAGGUAUGCAGCUCGGCAAGAAGUCGAAAACUACCGAUAUUUACGAGAAAGUCCGUGGCGACUUGGGCCCCGAGGCAGAGGAGGCCACCCCACUGGUGACCCCGCAGGCAUCGACCCCCGUUGCCGACACAGUUUCUUCCGCUCGUGCGUCGCUGUCUGGGGAUCGUGAACCCGUUCAUGUGACAAUUGCCGAAACUAUCUCCGCUACACUUACCCGGGAGGGAGCCCUUAGGUCGUUUGAAGUGAAGGGUGAUUUACAGCUUCGCAUUACCGAUCCCUCUUUCACCAAAGUCAGACUCGACCUCCUUGCAGUCCCCACGCAUGGCGCGCAGUUCCGCACCCAUCCAAAUGUUGACAAGGCUGUCUUCACAAACGACUCCGCUAUCCAGCUAAAAGAUACCACUAAGCGAUUCCCAGCCAACAACUCGAUUGGUGUUUUGCGCUGGCGUGUCGCUAGCUCUGGGUCUGACAACGCUGAAAUACUUCCUAUCACGUUUACUGUGUGGGUCAACAAGGGCUCUGAUUCGACUACGGUCACGGUCGAGUACGAACUCACUGGCUCUGACAGCCUCCGGGAUGUUAUCGUUACUAUCCCCUAUCAGACGGCCGAGCCCGCGGUGUCUAGCUUCGACGCCGUGUAUGAAGUAUCUGGCGACAGUCUUGACUGGAACAUUGGCACGGUGGACGAGAGCAACGCAUCCGGAAGCUUUGAGUUCGAGUCGAGUGGUGAUGGCGAUGAAAACGAAUUUUUCCCGAUGAAUGUACGCUUCUCCAAGGCCAGUCCUUUUGUGGAAGUCGAUGUCAAUGAGGUCUCUCUCUUAGAGAUGGAAGGAGAGAGCACCGCAUUCACCAAGGAUAUCAAGUGCGUUGCGGAAGGAUUUGUUAUUGAGUGA
Messenger RNA from Aspergillus japonicus CBS 114.51, 1557 nucleotides. Its product is annotated as coatomer subunit delta. Lineage: Eukaryota; Fungi; Ascomycota; Eurotiomycetes; Eurotiales; Aspergillaceae. The coding region runs from base 1 to 1557 and encodes 518 amino acids. The transcript has 4 exons. The record is from RefSeq and is a predicted model, not a curated record. Gene Ontology annotation, cellular component: COPI vesicle coat; cytosol. Gene Ontology annotation, biological process: Golgi localization; endoplasmic reticulum to Golgi vesicle-mediated transport; retrograde vesicle-mediated transport, Golgi to endoplasmic reticulum.